UCUUUAGCUCGCAAACAAAACAAGCCGCAUUGUAUUUCCUUUUAGUAAUACAGUGAAGUGUCGUCUAAAGUUGAGUUAAAUGAGAAUACGUUUUGUUCAAAUAGCCACAAAAUAAGAGAUUCACGGAUCUGCACUUUAAACGGACCGCCAGUUUGAUAGCAAUCAAGCGUUAGCCAGCUAGGCAGUUAGCAAGCUUCUCCCACGGAGAGGUUACUGGAUGUCACAGAAAUAGAUAGCCGUAGAAAAAUAACUGCAUAGAGGCGCCAACUACAAUUAUAUGCUAAUCCUUUGGGGAAUCUGCACCAGCUGCAACCGUAUUUGCAUAAACGAGGAUAUAAGGCGUUCUUUAAGGCUGCAGUAUCGCAGGCCUCCACUGGGUGGCAGCAGACAAAGGGGGCAGCAGAGGUUUGGAGUCCUCAGGGAAUGAGUGAUGACGUCGGUGGUGCUUGUUGACAGUGGUGGAGCAGUAGAGGAGUAUGUCACUGCAGUGGAGGACCCCCAACAGGAAGAGGCAGCGUGUGCUGGCGAGGUGGAGGGGGAGGUGGAGAUGGAGAUGGAGUACCCGGCCGUGAUAGUGGAGCCGGUGCCCAGCGCCCGGCUGGAGCAGUGCUUCGCCGCCCAGGUGCUUGUCUACGACGACGAGACUUACCUGAUGCAGGGCGUGGCCGAGGAACAGGAGGUGGAGACAGAGGUGGUGGAAACAGUGGAGGCGUCCGUUCAUGGCUCUAACGUGCACUGUUCAGAUAAGACCAUCGAGGCGGCUGAAGCUUUACUCCGCAUGGACUCCCCCUCCAGCCUGAGAGGAGACCGCAGUCCAGAAGUGUUUGUGCCUCCCUGUGUAAACACGCCGGAGUUUCUGCACGCGGCGAUGCGGCCGGAUGUGCUGACGGAGACAGUGGUGGAGGUUAGCACUGAGGACACAGAGCACAUGGAUGUGGUCACAGUUAUAGAAGAGCCUGAGGUACUGGAGAGUGAACGCAGCAAGAGGAGAAAAUCUGGACGGAAACCCAAAACGCCUCAGAGCGCCGUGUCGAACGGUUCUCCUGACCUGGGCAUUAAGAAGAAAGCCAGAGAGGGCAAAGGCAGCACCACGUACCUGUGGGAGUUCCUGCUGGACCUGCUGCAGGAUAAGAACACCUGUCCCAGGUACAUCAAAUGGACUCAGCGGGAGAAAGGCAUCUUUAAGCUCGUCGACUCCAAGGCCGUGUCCAAACUGUGGGGCAAACACAAGAACAAACCCGACAUGAACUACGAGACCAUGGGCCGGGCCCUCAGGUAUUACUAUCAGAGGGGUAUUUUGGCUAAGGUAGAGGGACAGAGACUUGUGUACCAGUUCAAAGAGAUGCCCAAAGAUAUCGUCGUUAUCGACGACGACAAGUCGGAUCCCAGCGGAGAGGACCUCGGCGGGACGGAGAAGUCCUACGAACGCGUUCCGCCCUCUUCGGAGACGCUCUUGACCUCUGACCUUUCCAAAACCCCUUCCAUCCUGAGGGGUGCCGGCAGGACCUUGGUCCAGUCCGCCACGCCCAAAGCCAAGGGCACACUCACAGCAACGCCCGUCCAACGCAUAGUUACGGUCUCCACGGCGACGGACGCAUCCCAGACCCAGCCGUCCCAUGGCACCAUUCUAACCAAUGCCAACGCACCCAGGACUGUGCGGGUUGCCAUGCAAGUCCCCGUCGUCAUGACAACCUCCCUGGGUCAGAAGAUCUCCACCGUGGCCGUACAGUCGGCCAACCCUUCCCUGCUCACCACGGCGCCCACCAGCGUCGGCACGGCGACCGGAGCCAACGCGCCCAAGGUUCUCAUCCAGACCAUGCCGACGAUGGUGCCGGCCACGGCAGAGAACGGAGACAAGAUCACCGUCCAGCUCGCCAAAAUCAUCACCAUCCCUGCCACCCAGGUCGCUCAGUGCCAACUACAGGCCAAACCGGGAGUCGGGGGCACCCCAGCUGGCAUCAACCUCGUGGGCGCCCCGUUGGCACUCAGAGCCAUCACCCCGGUUUCCGUGGCACCGGGCACGCAGGUGGUGAGGCUGGCGGUUCCGGCCCAACAGAACCCAGUGCAGACGCAGACCCAGGUUCCCAUCUCGGUCCAGACCCAAGCGCAGGUUCCGGUUUCGAUCCAGAGCCAAGCCCAGGUUCCCGUCUCCAUUCCGGUCCAGGCCCAGGUCCAGAUUCAGAUUCAGCCGAACCAGUCGAACACCGGGGUCAUCAGCGCCGUGGUGAAAAGCCCAGAGUCCAAAUCGGAAAGCGGCACGGAGCAAACUGUGGUGGUCCAGACGGUUCCGGUUCAGACGCCGACAGUCCAGGCCCAAACCGAGCAAGAGGUGGUCACGCAGGAGGCAGAGGUGGCGACAGAAUCCGUAACGACGACGUUGGAAGUGAAGGAACCGGAAAGCUAAGAACGGAGAAGGACGCUGACGAGUGAACUUUAACGAAACUGACAAACACCCAUCAUCUCCGAUCUCCCUCUCUGCUGCGUCAGAAAUCAGCAACGUUGAGAUGCGGGAUUUGGUUUCAGAAAGGACAAACUGAAACUUUUAAGCCUGAACCAUUUUCAAAAGAUUUCAAAAUUUGGUUACGUUUUUUUUUUUUUUUUUGGAAUAACGAAAUCAGUCCAAGUGACUUCAGAGAGCUCAAUCCAGUUUAUGCAGAGACCCCGUUCGCACUGGAUCUGUACCCGAGAACCAGUUUUAGAAACCGCAGUUUGAAUCAAGUGCUGAGUCUUUCCAGAUGAAAUCCAUCACGGCAUAAGAACAAACACGGAUGAAUUCGUUUCACUUGAGCGGAGUAGGAAGAAGGGACCAGAGCAAACACUAAAGUUCUCAUUGUGUUUUUUUUUUCUCCACUCAGUUAGACACUAACGAUACAAAGCAAAACACUAAAUUAGUUGUAUAUAAAAAGAAACAAACAACCAAAAUGUGAACAUUUGAGGGAGUGUAAAAAGUUUUGACUUUUUAAAUAUCUUGUAUAGUAUUUUUUUUUGUUUGUUUGUUUUUUUUCCCCGUUUUGUUUUGCAAUUGCAAACGCGAAACCAGCAAUUUGUUUCGACUAUCACUGUGAACACACUGCACCUAAUCUUUUGGUGCCAGUGCUUUCCACAGGAUCCUAUGGAGAGAGAAAGAGAGAGUGUCUUCUAACUUUCAACUAAUGAAGAGAUGAAAGGGACUUUGUAUAUAUUUACUAUACAGUUUACGGAUUUGAAAAAAAAUAAAAUAA
This is a messenger RNA of Chanos chanos (milkfish), 3221 nucleotides long. RefSeq names its product E74-like factor 2b (ets domain transcription factor) (gene elf2b). Gene Ontology annotation, molecular function: sequence-specific DNA binding; DNA-binding transcription factor activity, RNA polymerase II-specific. The record is from RefSeq and is a predicted model, not a curated record. The transcript is spliced from 9 exons. The coding region runs from base 431 to 2404 and encodes 657 amino acids. Gene Ontology annotation, cellular component: nucleus. Lineage: Eukaryota; Metazoa; Chordata; Actinopteri; Gonorynchiformes; Chanidae. Gene Ontology annotation, biological process: regulation of transcription by RNA polymerase II; cell differentiation.